ACCUUGCUGCCAUUCUGAAUACCUCCCUUGGACGCGCUACCAUCGAGAGCUGUGGAACGGGCCCUGACUUUCCAAGCCAUGCCGAAGUGUACGAGCACGCUCGGAACCUUCAACCCGCUCUCCCUGAUCAUCUUCCUAUUUAUGCAAUAUACUGUUAUCAUGAUCCGAUGGUGUUGAGCCCAACUUCCAUGGCCACAAGUUCAGCAGAUCCCGCACUGGCAGUCCCUCUGGGUGCGCUUCGACUGGGCAGUAACACUGAACCUAGCCUGGCACAACCACUGAUUGCCUCGUUCCCCGUGUCCGAUGCGGAUGGGACCACCAGCCACGCUCAGCCACAGCCAGUGUCAGCGGAGGAUGCGGAUGCCAUACUCCUGCAACAAUACAUCGAGCAGCACUUCACUGCGGAGUCGGGCGUUAUCCGUGAUAUUCAAAGUCGCCAGGAACAACUUCAGGGCCAUGCUCGGCCGGGGCGGUCACACACUGCGAGGAACCGACGACUACCACUGAACCUGUGGUUGUUCCGGUUCCGAAUGCUCAAGACGAUCUUCUCACAUUUUGGAAUACCUGUGAACAGCCCUCUAGGCACCGUGGAGUCACGCGUACCAGGAUCCACACCUCAGUUGGUGGGAUCCAGAGUUCAAGGGAAAACCGCUCGUGUGACGUAUCAAGAGAUCUUCAACUGGGCAGGAGUAGAGGCGAACACUGCUGCCAACAUUCGCCCCAUCUACCUGCAUCUCGAAGCUGCGUAUCGCGCGAACCAUCCUUGAACCGCGCAGAUGUCUUUGCCACCCUACCGGAGGGACCGAAGCAGCUGAUCAAGCUUGCUGGCGCCAUCAUUGAGGGGCCGUACUUCAGUGGGAUUGAG
Molecule: messenger RNA, 865 nt
Organism: Fomitopsis serialis
Lineage: Eukaryota; Fungi; Basidiomycota; Agaricomycetes; Polyporales; Fomitopsidaceae
Exons: 2
Coding region: 168-767 (199 amino acids)
Source: RefSeq, a predicted model, not a curated record